Molecule: messenger RNA, 1182 nt
Organism: Parnassius mnemosyne (clouded apollo)
Lineage: Eukaryota; Metazoa; Arthropoda; Insecta; Lepidoptera; Papilionidae
Source: the annotation of a GenBank genome assembly
AUGCUGAAAAAGUUUAAGGCUUUUCUUAACAAAGAAAACUUCGACAGUUCAAAUGGAUUUGUGGAUCCGUAUAAAUAUCAUUUUACUUCUUAUUAUAUAUUAAAAUAUUUUCAAGUGUUAGAUAAUGAACCUAUUCCAAAAUGGACAUAUUUUUUCCUAACAUUUAUGGCUAUAUGUGCUAUUAUCGCCCUAGGCUUAAUGAGCUUAGCUGUUUACCAUGGCAUCGAUACGAAUGAUUUACAAAUUAUAACUGAAGGAGGUUGUUACUUUAUUAUACAAUUUUAUGAAAUGUUGAUGCUUUUAUGCACAAUAAUAAACUUACCGCAAUACCACGAUUUCUUACGAACUUUGAGAGAUGAUUUUAAAUAUGUUUGCUCAGAAGGGGCAAAAUACAGGGACAGGUUUUUUGAAAAUCAACUAAAUACAUGGAAAUUUUCCAUUUUUUCCGUAAUUUUUACAAGCUUUAUUGGUGGAGGUGUGGCGUUAUUUACAAGUCUUUGCUUAUUUGCAUCACCACUCUAUGAAAUAUCAUUUAUUUAUUCCAACUUUUGUGCAUUAGCUUAUGCUUAUAGUUAUAUAUUUAUGCUUCAAACGCAAGUAUUGUGGAUUGGUGAAAUAAUGGCAAAGGCAGAUCUAAUAAUUUGGUAUAUCCAAGAUCUGAUGGAGGGGCUUGACUUACCGAAUAAUCAAGAAGAGGCUGAUAGAUUCAUAUCAGUAAUAAAAUCAAGGAUGAGAGAAAUAGUACGUGAGCAUCAUUCAAUGUACAAACUUCUGAAAAACUAUACCACAGUUUAUAAAAAAUUACUUAUGUUUGAACAAAAAGCUUCCGGUCCUGUGGUCUGUUUCACCGCCUACUGCGCCGCUGAGCAACUAAAAGUUGGAGAAGUCAAUGGAAUAUUAAUGUUACUUUGUGGUGGAACUAUAAUAGAAGUAUUUAUUCCAAGUUACUUGUGCACUAUUCUUAGCAUAAAGGUAAGAUCAAUUGGCGAUGCUUGUCUGGAUAUUCCUUUUUGGAAUAUUGGCCUAGUUAUACGACCCUACAUGGUUUUAAUAAUGCAAAAAUCAUUACGACCACUUCAACUCAGUGCCCCUGGUUUCCAAGAAGUAUCUGUUCAGACAUUUUCCAACACAAUGGCAUCAGCUUAUUCUUUUUUCAACAUGUUGCGACAGACAGACCUUUAA